Messenger RNA from Neocloeon triangulifer, 737 nucleotides. RefSeq names its product small ribosomal subunit protein uS17m (gene mRpS17). The record is from RefSeq and is a predicted model, not a curated record. The transcript is spliced from 4 exons. Gene Ontology annotation, biological process: mitochondrial translation. Lineage: Eukaryota; Metazoa; Arthropoda; Insecta; Ephemeroptera; Baetidae. Gene Ontology annotation, cellular component: mitochondrial small ribosomal subunit. Bases 185 to 676 code for a protein of 163 amino acids. Gene Ontology annotation, molecular function: structural constituent of ribosome.
GCGCCUCUGGUGUUUGGCUUUGGAGACGAGCACAUGUUUUUAAAACAAUAACAAAAUUGAAAAGAUCCAAAAUUGUCUAAUUUUCAAAGUUAAAGCAAACUCGGGUUUCAAAAAAUAGUUGCUGGAAAAACGGAAAAGAAGAUUCUGCACCCUUCCUGUUAGAAGAAAAUUUUGAAGAAGGAACAUGGCUUCGAAGGCGGUUCAUCUUCUGGGUCGGUGUUUGCCGUUCUUCCCUGGCAAAUCAGUCGCAAACGCUACCAGGGUACAGAUCAGGAAGCUCCAGUUGGAUGAUAGUAUUAACAUGUAUUUCCCUGAAGACACAACAAUCUUUGUGCACGAUCCAGGUCAGCAGUGCAAACCAGGAGAUAUUGUCCUCAUCAAAUCCCUUCCCAAAAAGCUGACACCGCUCAUAGAACAUGAAGUUCAUCGGGUCGUCUACCCCUUUGGUGACAUCAAAGACCCUAUUACGGGAAAGAAAGUUGUCAGCGAUAUGUACAGAGAGGACAUUGAGUUUGUCAGUGAGAUGUACGGAAAGAACAAGGACAGCUUCAAUUACGAGGAGGCUCCUGAGAGAGGCUGGCAGGAAGACAAGAAGGACUUUAGCCACAAGCAGAGCUACCGCCGCUUCCAUGUUUAUGACAAGGAGGACAAACAGCCGUACGCAGUUGACCACUAGAGCACUAGAUUUGUGAUAAGUAGAGUUUAUUUAUUAAAAAUAGAAAAGCUGAAACAUAAAA